GCAGCUCGGGAAAGCACCGACAGCGCGCAUCUCAAACGAUUCGGAAGCAAAAUGCGAAAAUGCUAAAGAAAUUUGAACCGAACCUAUCUGCGUACCGAGUGCUUUUUGGAUAAUAAUUCAAGUGUUUUCGUACUGAGAAUUCUACUCAAAUUCGAGUGUUGGAUCGUGCUUUACCCUUAUGCGUGUGUGAAAAUGAAACGAAUUAUUUGCCAGCUUUAAUCGGAAAUGGAAAUCGUAAUAAUUCUAUGUGUGCCUUAAUUCUCGUACAGCAAAAGAAAACAAGUAAUGUAAAGCGUGCUGCCAGCGAUGCAAAACCAAACAAAUUAACGAAACAGUUUGUGCCAUAAAAAUAUGCUUUAAGCAUCCAACCAAAAAAACCCAAUAACCAACGUUUUAUGUGAAAAUCGAAAGAACUAAGAACUGGAAAAAUUUCAAUGAAAAUCAAGUUAAAGUCGAAAGAGGAGAACGAAUUCCCCAAGAAACCAAAAAAGCAAAUAUCUGGCAGGCAGUCAAAGCUCUUGUGAAAUUGUGCUUUGCAUGUUAAAUCAUGUGAAAAACUAGCGAUUCAUAUUGCUCACUGGGAAAAAGACUCUCCCAUAGAUGACAAUGUUGAAAGGACAGAGCAGCAGCAGCAAAGUAGCCAAAAAGUGAAAUUGUCCAGAGUCAGUGCACAAAACGAAAAUUCAAAUAGCAUCAGCAUCAGGGAUAAGAAAGCAACGAAAAAACGAACUUUAAAAGGAUUCGUAGUGGAAAUAUAAUUCACCCACAAUACUCUCAAACUGCUGGAGCCCAUUAUGAGCGGAGUGCACACACUGUUGCUGGAUGGGGCACAGGAUGGGGCGGUGGAACAACAUAAACAGCGACGACAAAGUGGCCGGACAAACAUAUCAGCAGCUUACGAUAAUAAUGCUGACAGCAUUGGGGAGCAGGAGCAGGAGCAGGAGGAGCAUAAUCAAACGAGGAGCAGUAGCAAGAGCUCAGCAGCGAGUUAUAGCAUUUCCGCUGGACGAGAAUGGAAACAGAACCCGGAACUGAAGCGACACAACAACAACAACAACAACAAGCUCCGUCUGACCAGCAGCAGUCUGCCCCGCUCAUUUCCGUGGCUACUGAUGGUGCUGCUGCUGCUGUUCUGGCAGGCGAUUGCCACCCUGGCAUCGUCUGCAAAUGACUCGACGAGCAGUACGGCCAUGUCGUUCCAUGGCAAUGGCACCGAUUAUGCCCUGCUCUUUGGUGACACAACAACGGCUCUGGCGCCGGCCCAGACCCCAGUACGCGGCGGUGCUGGUUCGGCCAUCGACGUAAUCGAGGAUGAGGAGGAUGCCGCCAAUGCCAGUGAAUAUAUCUUUGAUCGCACCGAUGUGCGCAUCAUAUUCAUCAGCCUCUACACCAUUGUCUUUUGCUGCUGCUUUUUCGGCAAUCUACUGGUGAUUUUGGUGGUCACCCUGUCGCGACGUCUGCGCUCCAUUACCAACUUCUUUUUGGCCAAUCUGGCAUUCGCAGACUUCUGUGUGGGCCUGUUCUGCGUGAUGCAGAAUCUCUCCAUCUAUCUCAUUGAGAGCUGGGUCUUUGGCGAGUUCCUGUGCCGCAUGUACCAGUUUGUGCACUCCCUCAGCUACACGGCAUCGAUUUUCAUUCUGGUCGUCAUCUGUAUGGAACGCUACUUUGCCAUUGUGCAUCCCAUAACCUGCAAGCAGAUCCUGACUGCGGCACGUCUGAGGAUGGUCAUUGUCACUGUUUGGAUCACAUCGGCCGUCUACUCAACGCCCAAGUUUGUCUUCAGCAAGACCAUCAAGAAUGUGCACACACAGGACGGGCAGACGGAGGAGAUCUGUGUGCUGGAUCGUGAGAUGUUCAACUCCAAGUUGCUGGACAUGAUUAACUUUGUGCUGCUGUAUGUGAUGCCGCUGCUAGUGAUGACGGUGUUGUACAGCAAAAUUGCCAUCGCCUUGUGGCGCAGCUCUCGUGGAUUGACACCGCAUGUGGUUCAGCAGCAACAGCAGCAGCAGCAGCAGCAUCAUCCCUCUGGUCAGGACAAUAGCAUGGGCAUGCACAAUAGCAUGUACCACCAUCAUCAUCAGCAUCACCACAUCCACGCGCAUCAUCAUCACCAGCUGCCAUCAGCUGCGGCGUCAGCGGCGUCCACGGUGGGUUCAGGACCGGCAACAGGAGUGGCUGUGGGAAUGGCUGUGGGAAUGAGUGGCGGCGGUGGUGCGUCACUUGCUUCCGGCAGCAGCAGCACCACGUCCUUGUCACGUAAACAGAGCAGUAAAUACGAGAAGCGCGGCGUCAGCAUCACCGAGAGCCAGCUUGAUAAUUGCCAGGUAUCUCUGGAGGCCGAUCGACCGAUUGUCAGCGCCUGUCGCAAGACGAGCUUCUAUCAUCAUCCGCAUCAUCAGCGACAGGGCAAUGGCGGGGGCAGCGGCAUGGGCAUGGGCAUGACUGGUGCCACACACAUGUCGCACUCCUCGAGCAAUGUCCUGCGCGCCCGCCGUGGCGUCGUCCGUAUGCUGAUAAUAUUUGUGCUGACAUUUGCCCUCUGCAAUCUGCCGUAUCAUGCUCGCAAAAUGUGGCAGUAUUGGUCACGUUCGUAUCGCGGUGAUUCCAAUUUUAAUGCGCUGCUAACGCCACUCACCUUUCUGGUCACGUACUUCAAUUCGGGCGUGAAUCCCCUGCUCUACGCCUUCCUCAGUCGCAAUUUUCGCAAGGGCAUGAAGGAGCUGCUCCUCUGCUCGUGGAAGAAGGGCAAGGGCAAGGGCUCCUCGAACUCGUCGAUGCACCACAAGCGCAAGGCGCUGCAGACCCACUCUCUGCCCACGGACACCACGCACAUUGGCAACGAGCAGCUAUGAUGGCCAAGCUGCUGGAAGACGCCCCUCAAGCUCUUCGGCCGACGCUCGUAGAACUCAACAGCAGCAGCAACCGCAACCGCAACCGCAACCCAUCCCAGGACCGCCACCUUCUAGCCACUUCUAGUCCGUUCAGUCCUUAGCUAGCUAUAAUUUCAUUGUGAUUUUCUGAGAAGCCUAUUGCUUGGAUUGCAUUGGCAAUUAAAAACGAACGGGUACAGCCCGCAGAGCCCAGCGUAGAAUUUAGCCAUUAUCGAGUUGUAUUAACGAUACGUAAGUAAGCCAUUUUUUAAAGCUAAAAUAAACAGCAGAACAAACCGAAUAACGGAUAGUCUUCGAGUGCGAGUAAGCCUACUCGCUUAACUCUCUCUCUCUCUCUGUCUCAACUUGUCAAGUUUUUAGUGUAAGCUCUUAUUUUUAAUGUCAUUUAAUAUGAAGAAUAAACU
Drosophila obscura is the source of this 3295-nucleotide messenger RNA. RefSeq names its product trissin receptor. Gene Ontology annotation, molecular function: G protein-coupled receptor activity. The record is from RefSeq and is a predicted model, not a curated record. The coding region runs from base 795 to 2852 and encodes 685 amino acids. The transcript is spliced from 11 exons. Gene Ontology annotation, cellular component: plasma membrane. Lineage: Eukaryota; Metazoa; Arthropoda; Insecta; Diptera; Drosophilidae. Gene Ontology annotation, biological process: G protein-coupled receptor signaling pathway.